AUGUAUGUCUGUGUCUAUGUGUCUUUGGCACUUAGACACCGACAGGGGCCCCAGAAGGAUCCUGCCCUGGUGACCUCCUUGGCUGGCACCCUCUUAGUCCUGCUGGCCGCUGCGGGUCACCACUCUGCUGCCGUGACCCAGGCCGGCUACCUGCUGUUGUGGGGGUCAAACAAGCAGGGUCAACUGGGCUAUACUCCCAAGGGUGAUCCUCUUGUUAGAGACCGGCGUGCCCUUGUGUCUUCCCUGCGGCUGUUGUCCCUGGUCCACGGUCUGAACUUCCAAGCCGGCUGCCGAGUGGGGUGGUUGAACUACGACGACUUUUACAUCCCAGAAGUUGCAGAGAAAAUUGAUAUUAGGAAUGAUUACUUGAACUGGAUGAACAGCAGGCUUCACCCGAUGUCCAGGAGGGAGAGUCCAAUCCUGUUCUGUGAGUAUCCAUUCUUGUUCGACCCUCAGGCCAAGACGCUGCUGCUCAGGUGUGACGCCACUCGGCAGGGCGAAUGUUUCCCAGACCACCCGGUCAUACGCACGUUCUGGGAAGUAUUUCACAAACUCUCCCUGGAGCAGAAGAAGUGGUUUUUGAAGUUCCUGACGGGCACUGACAGGGUUCCUAUUCUGGGCAUGAAGGCACUCAAGUUGAUGAUCCAAAGCACAGCAGACGACAGCUUCCUUCCGGUCGCACACACCUGCAUCACCCAACUCAACCUGCCAAGAUACAACACCAAAGAGAAGCUGAAAUACAAACUUCUACAGGCCGUACAGCAGAGUGAAGGGUUCGGCCUGGUGUGAGGGUGUCAGGGGGUGUUGACGGGGUGUGAGGGGGUGUUGAAGGGUGUGAGGGGGUCAGGGGGAGGCUGUGUGAGUUGGAUAAGAGUGACCUUGUGUGUGGGAGGAAGUGCCUGUUAAGAAAAUAGAAUAUAUAGAAAUUAAUAGAAAAUAUAUGUAAUAGUUUACAGAAUUAUUAUUAUUAUUAUUAUUAUUAUUAUUAUUAUUAUUAUCAAAUUGAGUAUAUUUUUUAGUCUUGUUACAAAAAAAAAUGAAUGAAAUAAAGAAAAUGAAAAAG
Messenger RNA from Scylla paramamosain (green mud crab), 1063 nucleotides. Its product is annotated as probable E3 ubiquitin-protein ligase HERC4. The transcript is spliced from 6 exons. The record is from RefSeq and is a predicted model, not a curated record. Gene Ontology annotation, biological process: protein polyubiquitination. Lineage: Eukaryota; Metazoa; Arthropoda; Malacostraca; Decapoda; Portunidae. Gene Ontology annotation, molecular function: ubiquitin protein ligase activity. The coding region runs from base 1 to 789 and encodes 262 amino acids.